This is a messenger RNA of Nasonia vitripennis (jewel wasp), 3944 nucleotides long. Its product is annotated as 2-oxoglutarate dehydrogenase, mitochondrial-like. The record is from RefSeq and is a predicted model, not a curated record. Gene Ontology annotation, biological process: tricarboxylic acid cycle. The transcript has 14 exons. Gene Ontology annotation, molecular function: thiamine pyrophosphate binding; oxoglutarate dehydrogenase (succinyl-transferring) activity. The coding region runs from base 149 to 3187 and encodes 1012 amino acids. NCBI's taxonomy places the organism in Eukaryota, Metazoa, Arthropoda, Insecta, Hymenoptera, Pteromalidae. Gene Ontology annotation, cellular component: oxoglutarate dehydrogenase complex; mitochondrion.
AGAAACUCUCUUCAAUGACAUAAGAGACACUUGACAACCUCAAAAUUAAAUCUAUAUCUCGGAAAUCCCUUCUAGUAGUUCAUGUAAAAAAUAAUCCCAAACUAUAAAAAAUGUAAAUGCCGCAGAAGUUAUCAAAUGGAGUACAACAAUGCGCGCAUUACGUUCGAUCCGUCUCGCGUUAAAUCCGAUUACGCUCUCCUCGCGGCUGCAACAGCAACGAAGAUGCAAAAGCGACCACGACUCCUUCCUCACGCAGACGAGUAGCCAAUACAUUGAGCACCUCUUCUCAAAGUGGCGCAAAGAUCCGAGUUCUGUACCAGAAUCGUGGGAUGUUUACUUUCGUAAAGUCGAAUCGGGCGCACCUCUCGGACCAUCACCGAGGAAAUCCUCGCUGAAGUCAUCCUCGAAAAUGCAAGAUGUACCGGCGAAUUUAUUGGGCGCACAGAGAAUUGAAUAUGACCUGAUGACAAAGCCCAGAGUGAGGCUCAAGUCAGAAGCUGAAAUACAAGGCGAGGCCUACGUGGAGAGCACGCUGGACAUUAAUGCCACUAUACGCUCGUAUCAAGCUCGAGGACAUCUGAUAGCAGACAUUGACCCUCUCGGUAUCCAAAACCCAGACUCAGCCAGACUCCAGAACACGAGUGACUUACCACCCAGACUAGUGGUGCGCGAGCAUCUGAAAGGGAUGACCGAGACUGACUUGAACCGUGAGUUUCCACUUGGUACCAUCACAGUAAUCGGUGGCGAUAGGGAAACACUCCCCCUGCGAGAAAUCAUCAAGAGACUAAACAAAGUUUACUGUGGUCAUUUGGGCUUGGAGUACAUCUACAUCCACGAUUCGACUGUUCUGGAAUGGCUGCGUUACAAGUUCGAAAUACCAGGCGCCUGGGAAUUAGCAGCGGAUCAUCGCAAGUGGAUCUGGGUGAACAUCAUGAAGGCGGUGACGUUCGAAAACUUUCUCGCGAAGAAAUACGGUACCGAAAAGCGCUUUGGUUUGGAGGGUUGCGAGUCUUUCAUCGCUUCGAUGGCCCAGUGCUUGGAAACUAGUUCUGAACAAGGCGUAGAAACUGUCGCGAUCGGUAUGGCACAUCGCGGUCGCUUGAAUACAUUAGUCAACGUGUGUUCAAAGCCACUUCAUCAGCUGCUUACGCAAUUCAAGCCGAUAUCCUUAGAGGGAUUAGGAUCUGGGGAUGUCAAGUAUCAUCUGGGAACUUGUGCUGAAAGAGUCUUGGAGAGAAGCGGCAAGAAAAUGCACGUGUCAGUAACUGCGAAUCCCUCACACUUGGAAUCCGUCGAUUCGGUGACAGUGGGUCGCGUUAGAGCAGAACAGGUGGAGAAAGGGGACAUCAAAGGUCAAAAGUCCUUGGCCAUUCUGGUCCACGGAGAUGCAGCUUACAGCGGUCAGGGCAUCUGCUAUGAAACGAUGCAUCUUACUAAACUCCCUGACUACACGACUGGGGGCGUCAUUCACUCUGUUAUCAAUAAUCAAAUUGGUUUUACAACCGACCCAAGAUACUCGCGUUCGAGUGCGCACUGUACGGACAUAGGUCGUAUCGUAAACGCACCAAUAUUCCACGUGCACGCGGACGAUCCAGAUUUAGUCGCCUAUUGCAGCAAAGUCGCCAGCGAGUAUCGAGCCGAGUACCACAACGAUGUAGUGCUCGACAUAGUAGGCUACCGCAGAAAUGGGCACAACGAGAUGGACGAGCCCAUGCUUACGCAGCCGCUUAUGUACAAGCGCAUCCAAUCCCAUCCUAACGUCCUCGCCAUAUACACUGAUAAAUUGCUCAAGGAAGGCCUGAUUGAUGAGGCGUUUCUCAAAGAAGAAACGGAUAAAUAUCUAGCUCACUGCGAAUCCGAAUUCGAGAAAGCGAAGGAAAUCAGUUCCAUGCAGAUGGCCGAUUGGCACGACGUCCCCUGGACUGACUUUUUUUCAAACCAAAGUCCGACAAAUCCCAUUCCGUCAACUGGUAUCGAGAACGAAGAUAUACAGACGAUUUGCAAGCAUGUAUCGACGCCACCCGAACACAUGAAGCUUCAUACCAUGGUGCACCGGAUGAUGGACAAGCGUCGCAAGUUGAGCGAAUCCCGACAAAUCGACUGGGCCAUGGCAGAGUGUUUGGCUUUUUUGAGCCUUCUCAAGGACGGGCAUCACGUGCGCCUCUCGGGCGAGGACGUCGAGCGCGGAACCUUUUCCCAUCGCAUGCAUAUCUUGCACGACCAGGAGAAAGACAAAACCUGGGUCAAUUUGCUCAAUGAUGUCUUUCCCGGACAGGCGACCUAUACUGUCAGUAAUUCUUCGCUCUCGGAGUACGGAGUUUGCGGAUUCGAGCUUGGCUACUCAUCGUACAACCACAAAAAUCUAGUGCUGUGGGAAGCUCAAUUCGGUGACUUUGCCAACAGUUGUCAGGUGAUCCUGGACAACCUCCUCUGCUCUGGCCAGUCCAAGUGGGGCCGACAGGUUGGCCUAAUUCUUCUGUUACCACACGGCAUGGAAGGCCAAGGUCCCGAGCACUCGUCCGCGCGACUCGAGCGUUUCCUGCAACUAUGCGACGACGAGCCCGGGCACGACGACAGCGACGACAGCCCCACGCGACAGCUUUUCCACGUCAACUGGAUCGUCUGCAAUCUCACCACACCGGCCAACCUCGUGCACGCGCUGCGUAGGCAGAUACUCAUGCCAUUCCGCAAGCCGCUGGUUAUCAUGACGCCGAAAUCGCUACUGCGUCACCCGUUGGCCCAGUCGAGCUUCGACGAGAUCGGUCCUGGGACGAGCUUUCGGCCUUUGAUACCGGACCAAGCGGUCAAGCCGGAGGGUGUGAGGAAGAUCCUGUUUUGCAGCGGAAAGGUCUACUACGAGCUCUACGCGGAGAGGAAAGAGAAAGGACUAGAGAACGAGAUAGCGAUUCUGAGAGUCGAGCAGAUCUGUCCAUUCCCCUACCGACUCGUCGCGGAGCAAGUGUCGAAGUAUCCCAAGUGCAAGAUAAUGUGGUUGCAAGAGGAGCAUCGCAACCAGGGCGCCUACCACUACGUCCGCGAGCGUCUGGCCCACGCGCUGAACCUGUCCCUGGAGGAGGUGCGUUUCGGAGGCCGUCCGAGCUCGGCCUCCCCCGCCACUGGCAGCAAGGUCAUCUACGAGAACGAGCGCCGCGACAUGCUGGCCGCGGCCAUGGACUUGAACCGAUGACGCGAUCACCUUCUCUCAUGUGAUGUUUGCGUAGGCGAUAAGGCGUAUUGAGCCGUGUCUCUGACGAGCUUCGCGAAAAUUGUUUUAGAGCGCGCGCGUGUGCCAUUCGAAAAGUGGACGGUGACGAGUCCUCAAAAGUUUGAAGAACAAAAAAGCUGGGCAUUUUUUUACUGCAAAAAUGUAGAGCGACGAGUGGAGAGACGCGAUGCGUUAAGUAGAAUAAAUCGGGCUCUGGCGAGGCGCGGUUGCAUCACUUAAGCGCUGCGGAUCGGUGCUAAUUACUUCGCAAACGCUUGUUCUAUUUGAUUAAUUAUUUUUAUUGUUUUGCACAGUCGUGUGCAUGUAACGGUCGAUUAUCUUCAUUUAUGUCUAUGCAGAAAUCAGUUCCGGCCAUUGAAAUUCCGUGCAUUAACAUGAAAAGAUUUAUAAAACGGUUAACGUCAAUUUUUAUAUCGAAGUAUCGCAACCCAUUCGCCGAUGAAGUAUUCUCGAUGCUCAGCGUUAUUUAUGUUAAAAAAUACGCUACUCUUGGCGGGUAUGAAUAUUUAUAAAUUUAUACGGAUAGUUGGGAAUUGUAUCUCUUAUUUAAUCGCACGUGUGAGUGCAGAUUUUUUUAUAGAAGCAAAAAAACGAAGGCGUGUACCUUACAUAAAAGGAAUGUCUAUCGGCAAAGAAUAUUGGGCGCGCGCGCGCGAGAUAAAUGUACGAAUAACUGCGCUGUAGAAAACUGCUUAAAAAUAAACACUAAACACACCUA